AUGUCCGGGAAACACGAGAAUCUUACCAAAAUGAAAACAUUCCCGAAAAGCGAAAGGCAAUUCAAGUCUCCUGGUUUGAAAGUUUUCAGAAAGGAACAGAAGUAUCCAUCCAACACUUCAAAAUCGCGGCAAAUGAAAGUGGAUUGUACUAAUACUCCUGCUAAAAAUGUAAACAUAAAGCGGUGCGUGUGCCAAUGCCUUCAACUGAAUCAUCAUUUUCAGAGCUGAAAGAUCAAACACUUCCAAGCAAUGAUAAUCAAUUUGGCAACGAGAAAGAACGCAUUAAUGUAAAGUUACAUGAUCGAAAUGUUGAACAAAAUUCAAAUCCAAACCCUUCAUCAAAUCAGAAUAAACACGAUUUUUUGUCUUCUCCCGUGAAAGUUUGCAGAAAGGAACAGAAACGUCCAUCCAACACUUCAAAUUCGCGGCAAAUGAAAGUGGAUUGUACUAAUAGUCCUGCUAAGAAAUGUAAACAUGAAGCGGUGCGUGUGCCAAUGCCUUCAACUGAAUAA
Messenger RNA from Paramuricea clavata, 512 nucleotides. Lineage: Eukaryota; Metazoa; Cnidaria; Anthozoa; Malacalcyonacea; Plexauridae. The record is from the annotation of a GenBank genome assembly.